Messenger RNA from Schistocerca nitens (vagrant locust), 7646 nucleotides. RefSeq names its product zinc finger matrin-type protein CG9776-like. The record is from RefSeq and is a predicted model, not a curated record. Lineage: Eukaryota; Metazoa; Arthropoda; Insecta; Orthoptera; Acrididae. Gene Ontology annotation, cellular component: nucleoplasm. The transcript has 21 exons. Bases 311 to 5053 code for a protein of 1580 amino acids. Gene Ontology annotation, molecular function: zinc ion binding; nucleic acid binding. Gene Ontology annotation, biological process: negative regulation of DNA-templated transcription; positive regulation of DNA-templated transcription.
AUGGCCGUUCUGUGAAAGAGAUUGGGGAAUUCAAUUCAUUGGAAGUAGUGCAGAAAAUCGAGAACUGACAGAAAGGAAUACCGCGGACGACAUUUGAAGACAUAUCGUUUACUAUUAUACAAGCUAGCUAGGGCAUAAACAUUUAUGCGCAAAAAUAACAAAUCCGUCUCGUGUGUUAUAUAUUUACAGAAGGUCAGUCUGUCAGCCCGUCUAGUUUUCUUCCAUUCACAUUCAUUGACUUCACCAACUCACUGCUGAAUUGUCACAGAUUAUCAGCACGCAAUACGGUAGCUCCUUUUGAUCUUAAGUCAUGGAUGACAAUGAGGGGUCAGAACCUGAGGACAUCCCAAUUGUAGGUUUUCUGGAAGAUAUGGGAAUUGACAAACCUCGUUGGACUCCUGUGAUUGGCCCAGCAAAGAAAGAAGAUGACAAGCCCGAACUUCAACAUGUACUGAAAGUUCGCAUGUCCAAAGGUGGUGACAGUGGUGACAUGAGUCGUUCCGUGUGGGUCGAAGAGGAUGCCCCGCCUUCGAGAAAUUUUGAGGACGCCAGAUCUAAGUGGGACUUCCAGCCGGGCCGCGCUGCUCGCAACGGAGAUGCUCCCGGACUGAGGUCACCCUCCCCUCGACAGAAGAAAGGUGCCGGUGGGCGGAGUGCACGUAACCCACGUGGAGAAGACAGCUUUGCCGAAGACGGCGGGCGUUCGCCGCAGGCUUACAGGCAGUCACAGGUUUAUGAGUACGAACACGCACGAGGAAAGCAGAGAAUGCCACCAGCUGAGGAAGAAGGAAGAUUUAGGAAAGACGUACACGUGCCGAGGAGGGUUAGGGACGACUCCCCACGUGAAAGACGUCACAAGAGUAGAGAACCGAGGUUGUCACCACUGCCCGUCAGGAAGAGAGAACGUAGUAAUUCACCUGACAGGUACAGGAGGGCCCGAUGGGAACACAGUCCGUCACCAGUGAGAAUGGCCCGCCGCUCUGUCUCUCUCUCGCCGCCGCCCAGGAGCCGGCACAGGUCGCGUUCUCCGCCUCUGCCCCCCAGGAGGCGCGGUGGAAGUCACGAGUGGAGCCCGUCACCGCCUCCACCUCCUCCUCAUCACCGCCGCCCCCUGCCGAGCCACUAUCCGCCCCGGGACUCGGGCGACCGAGAUGUGCACCACGUACGGGACUGGAGGUCGCCACCACCCGCCCCGUCUGUCUACGAAGGAGCCCACGGCUCUCACCAGGUGCAGCAUUCGUCAGCAUCCGGUUUCAACGUAAUGCCUCCUGUUCAACAAUCUGUUUACGGAGAGAGUGGAUACAACUCUGUCUCAGCUCCUACAUCGUACUCAGAUUCUGGUGGUUAUCACGGCAAUUACCAGUCUCAGGAGUAUGGCACCUAUGAGUACUAUCAGCAGCAGGGAACAGGCACAUCGUACCCAUCCCACGCACAAGGGGAGUACAGCACAUCUGGGCAAGCAGCAGGACAGUCUUGGCAAAACAGUUCCUUGUCUACCAUGUAUUCUGAAGCGGCGCCAGCACCAGGUUCUGGUGGAGACGGCGGUACAUCGACAGCAGGUUCACACUCCGUGUCUGUCACGAAUCAAAAGAGUGAUGAUGCCAAAAAAGAAGCUGCCAUUCAGAAUGAGUUACUUCAGCAGAAGCAGACACUCGCCCUCCAGAGAGACGAAUAUGUACGUAAAGCUGCAGCCCUCGUGCGAGAGCUGAACGUCCUCAAAGAGCAGGAAGAAGAGUUAGUGAGAGAAGAUUCACGCGAUAACAAGCGUUUUCUGCGUGAGAACACCAAGCUGCAGAUGGAAAUUCAGAACAGACUGACAGCUAUUAACAACGUCAUUGAUAUGUUGACUGGCAUUAUUGGUGAUCAAAACGAAGUAGCAGAUCGUACGAGUAAAAAGAGCAAGCACAGGAAAAGAUCAAAGAAGCAAGAAGACUCCGAGGAGUCUGCAGCAGACUCUGACGAAUCGGAGGCCUUGGCUGAACCCCCUAUUGCCGAAGAGAAGACGACAUCUGCAACUGUUGCUGCUUCAAUCUCCAGUCUCGGUUCUGGACAGCGCCACAAUCUGGUCUUCUAUGAUCCCGAGAUGCACUGGUGCCGUGUGUGUGACGUCUUUCCUCGGACUGCUAAGGAAUUCCUGAACCAUUUACACAGUCCUGACCACAAGCAGCAAAUAUUGGAGCGAAAACUGGUGGAUUUACCAUGGCAUAAGGUACAACAGGCAGAAGAAGUCUUGCCUACUAUUGAAGGAUUGCCAUCUAAGCGAACACCGAUAAAAGGUCUGCAAUUUUUUGUGUCAGCCACUGCUUGGUUUUGUAAGCUGUGCAGCACCUGGAUGGGCGACCUCCACUGUGCGUCAGUGCACUUGAAGGGCAAGUCACACUCAGAAAAAUAUGCCGCUUUUGUUGAGCAAAAUCCACACUGGGAAAUGGAUUGGUUGUCUGACCGAGAGAAGGCGUAUGAAGAGAAGCAGCGCAAGGGUUCUGCAAAAGAUGACCAAAAUGAAAGCAAGACAUCCAUCAGAGAUCAUUCCACCAAGAAGCAGCUGCGUGAGAGGAACUCCAGAAGGAAACGACAAAUGGCCACUGGGAAGGACAGCAAGCUGGGCUCCUCGGGCAGCAGCUCGUCCAGCAGUUCCUCCAGCAGCAGUUCGAGCUCGAGCAGCUCCGACGAGGAAGGGAACGAUAAGGACAAGGUGCGCAGCAUCCGCGUCACCAUGCGGAACAAAGCCAAGGCCAAAGCCCUGGCAGCUGCGGCCGCGAUGACUGCCACUUCCCAACAGCAGUCGGCAUCGAAGGCUUCGCUGCCCCAGAGCAGGUGGGACAGCCCGGAAACUGCCAAGCAGUCCUCGACGCCUGUGGUGUUGGGACGCAGUGGAUUUCAAAAGGUGGCAGGCCAGGCGGGUGCAGUGCACGUGAAGGCUGAGAGUCCAAGUGACAAGAUAUUAGAGGAAUGGAAUAGCGUGAAAGACACUGCAGUGAGUGAAGGCGACAAGCAGCUGCUGAGCCACCUGAAGGAGCGCAUCAAGCAGCGUCAGGAGGAAGAGGACAAGAUGGUCGCCAGUGCGGCCGCUGCUGCCGCCGCUGCUAUUGCAGCAGCUGUGAACGCUGAAAAGGUGAAGGAGAAGGAGGAGAGGGAACAACGUGAGAAGGAGAAGGAGAGAGGCAGAGAGAGGGAAAAGGACAAAAUCAGAGAACGUGAAAAAGAAAGAGAAGUUGCAAGCCGGAGGGAGGAACGUGGUCGUAAUGUGCAUGAAAGGGAAAGGCGGCGCAAACGGGGACGUAGCCGCAGCGAUUCACCGCCCCCGACACGCCGCGGGGAGAGGGAGCGUGAGAGGGACCGUGACAGAGACAGGGAAAAGGAAAGAGAGAGGGAAAGAGAGAGAGAAAGAGAGGAAAGGGAAAAAGAACGAGAGAAGGAUAGAAUGAGGGAGAAGGAACGGGAGAGGUCCAGGAGCGGCAAGCGAUUGUCGCCUGCCAGGAAACACCUCUCUGGGAGGAUAGACCGCGAGGAUGAAAGGUCGAGCCCCACCGUGAAGAGCAGCCCGCCGGACCGGCGGACGCCUUCCGGGAACAAGCGCGGUGACCCGUCGCACGUCGCGGCUGCGGACGACAGCGAGACGAAGUUCGAGCGAGCCACUGCUGAGUCGGCAGCAAAAUCGCGCAGCAAGGCCAAGCGGAGCGGGAGUAGCGUCGUCGGAGGCGGCAGCGGCGGCACGGGCAGUGGCAGCGCGGCCGGCAGUGCGGGAGGUGGAGGGGGGCCGAGUGCCAGUGGCGCGCAGGCGCAGGCGGCGGCCGGCUCCAAGUCCAAGCUCCCCUUCAUUGGCCGCAUGCCCAUACUCAAGAACAUUGCAGCAAAGAGGAAAGGCUCCUCUACUGACAGAGGAGAUGAUGACGGAAAACUAGAUGACAAAAAUGAUGAGACUGGAGACUCUGUACCCUUCGGCCCUCUGCCUGAGCCUCAGGACAUGGAGAUAGAUGACGAAAACUCGGGCGAACCGUCGGCACCAAUUGCAGAGAACGUGCCAGUUCCGAAACCGACUGCUUCUCAGCAGACGAGUGCAAAGGCAGGCAGAACUGUAGCCCCACCGAGCAGUUCACCGUCGAGGCCCGUGAGGAUGGAGCAGCCACCUCCACCUGCUACAAUGGAACAACCUCCGCCACCGGCAGUGUCCGUUGUAGCUGUCGAUGAGACUACACCACCCGGGCACGACCCUGUACCGCAGCAGUCUGAGGCCGCCGCAGUGCCACCGAAUAUUCGACCGAACAUUGCUCAUGGCGAGAUGGCAGUGACAGAUGCGGCUGUUUCAAAGACUGGUGCUGGUGCUGAGGGACCUCUACCUAGAGAUUUCCAGGAGGCCCUAAAUAUCUUAUUCCCUGGACAAGACGAAGGAAAAGAAGGGGAAGGCAAAGACAGUCAACAACAGCAGCAGCAGCAGCAGCAACAGCAGCAGCAGAUGCCACUCGGCAUGCACCCUCACCAGCCACCGCCGCCAUGGGGACCCCACGUGAUGCCGCCGCAGAUGGGCUACGGGCCGCCUCCGGGCCAGAUGAUGGGUCCGCCUCCCGGGAUGAUGGGACCGCCGCCCGCCAUGAUGGGACCCCCUCCGGGCAUGAUGGGCCCUCCUCCGGGACAUCCUCCAAACGUGAUGCCUCCACCUGGGAUGUACGGACCCCCGCCACCGGGGAUGGGAGGUCCUCCACCCCCCGGUGUAGGCGGCCCCCCACCCCCCGGUGUCGGCGGGCCCCCGCCCCCCGGUGUGCACGGGCCACCCCCCACUACAACCAGCCCCCAGUAUGGGCCGCCCCCCACCUCGGGCAGCCCCCAGUAUGCACCACCCCCUGCAGUGGGUCCUCCGCCCGGGCUGCCGCCAACCUCGCAGCCCCCCACAUCGCAGCCCCCUCCGACAGCAGUGCCGCCUCUGCAGCACAUGGGUGUGAGGCCCCCCGGAGCUCCCCCGACGAGUGUGCCGCCACCGUACCUGGGUCAGAUGAGCAAGGAGGACCUCGCUAUGCUCGGCAUAGAUGCCGAGGACAUGGCAGCACAGACAUUCUGAUGCAACUGGGACCUUCCCCGGCGAAGAAUGGUUGCUGCCAAACUUUUGCCGUAUGUGCUGAGGAAGUUGUCCUGAAGGCUCGAACUGAUGUAGUGUAUAAUGAAGUGUUGUUUUGUAGGUUUAUCACUAUAAAACAGCAACUAUCUCUGUUCCCAUAUCUGUCGUCUGCCGAGGGUUGUACGUCUUAACAAUUCUCUGAAAGGAAAGAGAGCAGUCAGAAUGCAUAGUGUAUGCUGUACUACUUGGCAGUUAACUUGAAACUGAGAAGAGUUGGUAGGCCUAAGAGACUAGAUUCUCGGACGUGACACAAUCAUUCAAUGAAAAUGGGUGGCAAAUUUAAUUGUUGUAGCCAAUUAUUUCUCUAAAUCUGUGCUUAAAGAUGUGUAAAAGUUGUAAAGUAUUUCUGAAAUCAUGAAUUUGACAUGGAAUUUGUGCACUUCCACUGCCAUCAAGCCUGAAGAAGUAACCUACAAUCAACAUUUGUGUAUUCUUUGAAGUUAAUGUUGUGCUACUUGUUUAUGCUUUGAUUUGAAUGUACUGGGUUUGUAGUUCCUGUGGGCAACAAUAGUAAACAAGAGAUUCACUUGUAGAAACCUGCUCCCCCAAUUCCACUCCAACCUUUUUUUUCUUUUCUUUCGUGAAAGAUAAACAUUAAACCUUCCUCUUUUCCUAAUGAAAAAAGAAGUGUGAACAGCAGGUGAGUGCUUAACAUUCAGCAGGCGAAAUUCCAUGUUCUGUUGAUACACAUGUGCAGAAGUAGGAAAAACUGUUAUGUUUGGAACUGUUGGUUCCUUUGUCAGGAAAGAAAGGAGCCUAGGUUAAAAAAGUUAGAAAGUUUGAGCAGGUCACUUGGACUGCUGUUUUAGUGGCCUACCACAGCUUCCUAAUACUUCAAAGACUAACCUUUUUCCCUCUCUGACAGACGAAGUAACAGUUCCGCAAGCUAGAUAAGUUUGUUUUCUGCUUCUAUAUGUCUCUUGGCAGUAUUUGAGGUUUCAUCUCUUGAAGAUAGGUAAUAGUAAGUCAUUCUGUCAUCGUAAUUUUACAGUUUUCUCGUGUGGAUAUUUUGAUGGCAUUAUUGAUUUAAAUCCAGCCACUUUGCUUCCAAUAUUUUGUACUGUGCAAAGGUCUGAUAAAAAGGGCAAUGUCACAUGUUUAUUUCUCAUUCUUCUUGAGAGGAUGUCGUGUUAUACGUACGCUGCAAGUAAUAAAAAAAAUUAUUUCUCUUAGUCUAAGGUAAAAAUGUGAAUCAUAAUGUUUCACAGUGACAUGAAAUGGAUGCAAUAUGACAAGCUGCAGUUCUCACCUCAUACUAAGAGGUGUACUGCUUCAAAGAUAACAAAUUCCAGCAAGAUGUAAUAUCCUGCUAGCAUUGUGUUGAAGUUAUAAGGUCGGACUACUUUGAGAAAUCAGAAAAGUUAUUACAUAAGGUAUAAGUGAUGAAAAGUCUGCUAAGAGUUGUUUCUCCAAUCUAUGAUUGGCCCAUAGGUCAGUUAAUAAAUAUGAUAAUAUUUGGUAUUGGCAAGCAGUUUCUGACUGUUUAUUGCACCACAGUGUUAUGUGGUAUAAAUAUAUUUUUAGGUACUUUAGAAUAAAUAAUAAAAUGUGUUAUUGGACAGCUGGCCCUUUGUACAUACAUUGCAUGUGUCUAGAGCUUGUUAUAUCAGACUAAAUGGUUUAUUAGAUCUGUACUGUAGGUGUAUUUAAUUUAACUCCUAGAAGGAUUUCUAUUCUACCUAUAAAGUUGAAAAUCACACUUUAUGGAAAGUGGUACAUGGGACCCAGAGAUUGUCUUUUUAUGUAAUGCCUUGAGUCCCUUGUAUAAUGUCACUGAUUAUGUUAAAUAGCCCAAAUCUCCUUUAAUAUUUCCUGUAUGGUUCUGACUGUAUCAUUUGUUUUUGGAUGUGUGAGAACAUUAUUUAGUGUGAGAAAUGUCAAACUGUUGAUAGAGACUUAUUUUCUGCUCCUGUACAUCUAAGCCAGGAGGGGAAGGAGACAAGUGAUAAAAAUCUGUAAAAGCGUAUAUUUGUGUACUUGUGUGUGGUUGGAACAGUGCAGUUCCAGGACCAGAACAUUCUUAGACAUCCUGGUUGGCCUGAUCAGUUAGUGAAAGAAUAAUUCUCAAGUAUUACAUAAUUUCUUAUUUUUAUGUUGUUUUUGUUUAUUAUCUGCCUUGUGUAGAAAUUGUCAUCUGGAACAGUAAAUCUCUAUUAUCUGUUUUAUAUGUUCUGAGUUUGAACUUUCAGUAUUUGAAUCAUUCAGAGUUAACACAAUUUCCAUUUUAUUGUAAUUAGUUGUGAUGUAACUUGACUGUCUUUUUGUUCAUCUGUAGCUUCAUAAAUAAAUUUUUUAAAUUGGAGUCAUUGUUUCAGUUAAAGAUGUUGAUGUUCCUCAAGACAGUGAUUUAAGUGUGAAAUUAAAAAAACUUGUUAAUGAUAAGUAGCCCUGUAAAGUGAUCCUUAUUUGCAAAGGAUUUGUCAGCUUUCUGCUCUUCUUCUAACAUCUCAGUGAACACACACAAGAUGGGACUAGCUGUUAAGAAGUUGGAUAAAUGAGAAGGCAGGAGGACAAUAAAGAAAGGUUUUUAUAAAAA